Saccoglossus kowalevskii is the source of this 2665-nucleotide messenger RNA. RefSeq lists its product as uncharacterized. Gene Ontology annotation, molecular function: transcription cis-regulatory region binding. The record is from RefSeq and is a predicted model, not a curated record. NCBI's taxonomy places the organism in Eukaryota, Metazoa, Hemichordata, Enteropneusta, Harrimaniidae. Gene Ontology annotation, cellular component: nucleus. Gene Ontology annotation, biological process: regulation of transcription by RNA polymerase II.
AUGGACGACUACAGAAUACAGUGGGUCGGUGCCCCGUGCGGCCAACAUGGUCCGUAUAUUUUCUACAAGGGUUUCAAAUAUUUUAAAGACGAAAAAUGGAAAAUUUUAUCGCUGGGUGAAUUUUUCUUCGUAAGAUGCUCACCGGAAGACCCAGUUUGUAUUGGCGAGUUGCAGCUACUUUGGGAGGACAAAUCCAAUAAUGGCCAGCUUCUUUCAAGCUUGAGAUUAUAUUUUCUCCCCGAAGACACACCCGACGGUCGAUCAGGAUCACAGGGGAAGGAUGAAGUGUUGGCAGCAUCAGAUAAAGUGAUUCUUAAAAUAGAAGAUUUGGUUGAUUGGACAGAAUCAGGCAAAGAUUGGAAUUAUGGAACUGUUGCUAUAUAUGAAAAAGACUUAAAAGGAGACCAGCCAGACCACAAUGCUGCAUUGCUGGAAUCAUUUGCCAUCAACAAUGGUGGACUCAAUGUCAAAGAUAUUAAGAAAGAGAAAAAAUUGAUAGGUGAUGAUCCAGGCAAUGAAACAAAAGUUAUUAUUCUGAGUUAUCCGAAAUAUUGUCGAUAUAUCACAAUGAUGAGGCGAAUUCAGCAUGUCAAAGACUUUUGGCUACGUGAUGCAUUAGUUACUGCCUUAGGAGGCUUCACUGUGAAAAACAGAAACACUCGCCUUGUGUACUGUAAAGAAAUGUUUGGUCAUCCAACGCUGUCUGAUAACGAAAAACUUUGUGAUCAUAUGGCUCCAAAUCUCAAAGGAAGACCACGAAAGAAAAAAACUAAAAUCAAACAUGGGAAAAGUCCACCUGAAGCAUCUUCACCGGCUUCACCUGAUUCCAGUACGAAUGAAGCAGAAAUUACCCACACUGCACCACCAGUAACUCCUACACAUAUGAAGCCAGGUGCCAAGAGUAAAAGUGAACGAUGUUAUAAGGAUGGAGUUCUUGUUCCAAACAUCAAAACACGAGCCCAGAUAAAUGGUGAAGAUAAAGAAGAGGUUGAAUUCCUCUCAUCAUUGUAUCAGUAUAUGAAAGAAAGAACUACCCCAAUUGAGAGGAUACCUCACCUUGGUUUUAAACAAAUUGAUCUGUACUAUUUUUACAAGUUAUCUCAAAAAUGGGGUGGAUAUGAGAGAGUUUGUAGUCGUAAACUGUGGAAGCAUAUUUACGAUGGUUUAGGAGGUAACCCUGGUAGCACAAGUGCCGCUACAUGUACACGAAGGCACUAUGAAAGGUUGAUACUGCCAUAUGAAAGAUUCUUGAAAGGAGAGGAUGAUAGACCUUUACCAUCCCCUGUUAAACACAGAAAGCCACAUCUUAUAAAAAAAGCUGAAGAAUUGACUGUUAAACAACAAGUUAAACAAGAACGCCUUCUUCAACUAAAACAAUAUGAACAGACAGUGGAGGAAAAAAUUAUGAAUGCUGCACAAGAUUAUAAAGUGUCUCCCAGAGUAAAGUCUGAAGUACCAAAACAGAACAAGGAAAACACAACAACUCCUGCAGUUACUCAGUCCGUACCUGUUCUGCUUGUACAGAAAGUGGAAAACGUUGGUGUCAAACCUCAAGUGACUUUCACUAAAGGAGUGUCAUCGAAUGAAGUCAAAGUGAAAGUUGAGCCAACAAUACUUGUGAAAAAAGAGAGUCAUCCAGUCUCCACCAAAAGUUUAAGUGUGAAUACACAAAAUGUGAUUUCUGUUCGUGUCAACAAAACAUUGAGUAUUGAUGCAAUUCCUGCUGUUAAAAUGUCAUCCAAAUGCCAUUCUACUGUGUCGACAGCCAACAUCCCUCCACGAGCAGAAACACUUAUCAGACCUGCCUUGGAGCUGAGAGGUAUCCCAUCACCCAUUCCAUCUCAUUUAACUCCUGCCAGAGUAUCACCGAGUAUCCUGUCUCCCUUAGUAAGGAAAAAGACGCUGUCAAGCCCGCCUGUAGUAACAAAUAUUGCAACACCAAUCAAAAAUACUUCGUUAGUGGCAACUUCAAGGCCAUCAACACCUCGGUCUGUUACGCCAAAAUCAAGGUCAGGCACGCCCACACAACUACGACCUGUUGCACCAUGCAAAGUACAACACACCAUAUCGCAGCCUGUAACAGCUGCUGGUAAAGAAGAAGCAAUCAGAAUGAGGGCUUCUGUGAUUCAGCAUACACAGCAUUCACAAGAUUCACAGAUCAUUAAGACUGAGUCAAGUGCUGAAGACAGUGUACAAGAUGCUACAAAUGAAAUACAUGCCGUACAGCCGAGUGAUCUCAUCCUUCGUCACAUAUCACAGGACCAAAUGGCAAUCAAUCGGGCUUUCUACGAUUCCAUGAUUCGUCCACAGCCAUCCACGAACAGUGAUUCAAAUGGACGUAAAAGAAGCUACGAAAAUCUUGUAACUCCAACACAUUUUCCUUACUAUGCAUAUAUUUCACCGAAUUCACAAGGUAUACCUAAACUUGAGUUAAGCCGUAUUGAAGAUCCUUACUAUGAUCACACAAAAAGGACCAAAUACCCACAAGAUGCAAAGGACAGUUCAAAAUAUUACACAAAAUCUUUUCAAAAUUUCAGCGGUGAUCGCAAACUGAAAGCUCACCAGGUGUUGCACAUGGUGGUGCUCUGCAAAUGACAUAUGCAAAGGUGAAUGAUGAGGAACAACCAACAGAUCUGAGUCUGCCAAAGAAAUGCCGCAAAUCAGU